AGACGAGUCGGUGUUUUGACCGGAGAGGAAGGUGUGUUAGCUUUUCCAAUUACGGUGUAACAACAAGUGUUUUGAUUUACGACACAGUUUUGUCAGAAGAAGUUGGUUAUCUCGCAGGUUAUUACACUGUGAAUACCUUUGGACCGGCUAAUAUGAGGGACAGCGAGGCGAGAGAGAUAUCCUGCUGGGUGUGUUAGAUGUCACCAUGGCUGCUAAAUUCACCAUUUCAGACAAUGAGUCAGAUUCAUCAGAGGAGGUAAAGGAAGAGGAAAACAACCAAUCAUCAGCUGUGGAGCUGCCGCGUCUUCCCCAACGACACUCCCUCACCCUACCUGAGCUCAGACUGGCAGGGACGGGCCGAAUCCGGCUGAACUCAGAGUCCCAUGCUUACACCGUCACUAAAGACGAAGAGCUCCAGGCUAGGGUAGAAGAAGAGGCUGGCACCCCUACUGAGGGAGCUCCGUUCAGGGGACGAUCAAAAUCAGCUCCCCCGGCUUUGUGGGCUGCCAAGAAAUAUGGGCGGCAGCUUCGAAGGAUGAGCGAUGAGUUUGACAGCCUGCUAGACAAAGGGGAGAUGAAAAAGGUAAGAAACACUGGGACGGCGAAACCAAUGCACCACUCUAAAAGCUGGUGGAGUUACCUCUUCAGUCACCAGGAGACCGAGGGAGAGAACAACCACCAUGAAAACCACACUCACCGCACUGAGUAAGCACUCAGAGAGAGAAUUUGACUGAUAACAAGGUCCAGUGAUGGAAGAAUUGAUGGAAAUGAGAAGAAAGCAACUGGGAAGCCCAGAGAAAAAUCGUGGUGGGAACUGAGUCGAGGGACCAAAACCGAGAGGUCUGUUUGAUCAAAAACGAGAGAUCCAAACAAAAAAAGGAUGACUGAGCGCUGGAUCCCAGUUGUGUCAUUUUAUACGUAACUACAGUGGGACAGAUCUGUUUGUGUUUAUGUUGGUUGUGCUGUUAAUGAUAUUGUUGGGCAGCCUACUGUGAAAGGGUGAUGGUCAAGCAUGAGGAUAGGCUGUAAGCUAUCAGAACUCCAUAGACCAGAGGAGAUGAAGCACCAGUAGAAGAGAUGACACAUUUUACAAACACAAAGACUAGGACAGUCGAUGAUUUUAUGGGUUACCAGCUAAAGAUGCUCACUGUUGUAGUUAUCUCACCCAUCAAAAUAUGCAACAUACUGUAGAUGGUGAGAUAAAUGCUCUGAAAUCUAAACACCAGAGGCCACCGUGUAUGCUGUUCGAAUUUCCUUCCAUGCAUUUUUUAUGUAGGAAAUGUCAAUGUGUUAUGGAUGCUUGUUUCAUUCCAAAUGUUAAUGAACACAAGCUAACGGAGACCACUGUAAUUGUGUGCCAAAACAAUCUGCAGGCAUCAGAGGAAGCACAUAAAAUGGAAGGAUUUAUUUAAAGGUAUUCAACUAGGGUCUUUUUCCAGCUUCCUGCUCUGCUACCUGCAAGCCAGUUCAUUUUUCAACAACAGUACUUGACUAUCACUAACUGCUUUAUGUCGAAAAGAAUCAAAAGAAGAACAAUCUUGUACAAGGACAAUCUCUGAUGCAGAAAUAAUAUCUUUUGUAAAACUUCAGGGUUAGAUUCUAUCUAAAUAAAAUAAAAUUAAACAUACAUAUAAAAGCACAAACCAAUAUAUCUUUUUAAAUCCUCGGAUGUGCAAGAAAGCAGACUUUGAAAUUUUUAUGUGUACAUAUUUUGUUAAUAUUCUAUCAAAAGGGUGGGUGGGAGGUAACAAACUUUGUGGUUUAGCGAGAAUUUAUUUGAUAGGUUCCUCUAUUACAAAGUUACCGUGCUUAUAUACGAGUUUGGCAAACCUAGCAAUAGGCAGUGUACAAUCCAUGGCUGUUGUGUUAAAUGUUAUGUGCAUAUUUAAAGAUGUGGGAUAGGAUGAGUUAACUGCUGUACAAGGAGCCGACACUAGCCUGUGGCUAGGUUUACUCUGGACUGUGAAAAGGAAACUGUAGGGGUGUAGUCACGUUAAAAACACAAGUGUGAGGGGUUUAAUGAAGUUCCGAUACAACUACCAGCAUUGAUAGCGCCCAUGAUCCAUUAUCUGUGAGUAGUGCACCAAUCAGAUGCCAUCCUUUAUUAUCUUCCAAAUGUUAGCUUGUUAUUUUUUAGCUUAACAACAAAAGCAAUCAGAUCACAUCAAUGUUGGUUCAGAAGUAUAGAGUGAUUAUCAAUAAAUAACUUUUUUUAACACACUGGUAUCAGAGGGGUACUAAGUGUGGGAUUCAGAAUCAGUUACAGGAAGGGUAAACUGGUAACGUAACGUCUCUACAUUUGAAACCCAAUAAAGUUAAAUCAGUUUCCAGCCGAGCUAGGAUGAAAAACAUUCAAUUCAAGGUGUUCAUUCUCAUCCACAUGACAUUGUGUAUAAAAUGGGAUCUACCAGGAGUUAGUGGAGGAGUGCUGACUGUACACGUUUUGAAGCCGGUAGAUUUUACAAAAGUUACUACUGUUUUUCUGAACGCUUUUUAACUAAAGUCAGCAAUGCUGCUCAUCCUGGUAAAUUCACGAGGUUAUUUGUGACUUGUUUAUCAGUAUGUGAUUAUUGAAAAUGGUAAUAAGUUUGUUCUCCUUGUGUCUCGCUCUCUUAUGAGAUUGGUAGGGUUGAACCGUGAAGUUCUUGCGUGUGCAGGCCGAGGGACUGCAUGAAUUGUCUUGGAGCUAAAGUUAAUGUAUUGUUUUUUUUAUAGCUUUCCCCAAACUUGGUGAAGGAACAUUUUUUGAUCAGAGAAUUUUUUUAAAUGCGGCAACAUCUUUUCUAAGAUUUGUUCCAAGUUUAGGAUUAGUAUGGAGACAUGAGUGUUAAACAUUUAUGGACUAAAACAAUUUUGUGACUCUUUGAAUUUUGUGACGUAAAGCUCCUGACGCAUUCCCUAUUGUUAAACUGAAGCUUUAAAAAAAGGAGUGGCUCAACCAGUUUUUAAAUGUAAUAUCUGACACAUAUGGAUCAGAGAAUCAGGAAUAAGUGUUAAGAAAAAAGUCACAAAACAGUGAGAAAGUUCCACCCAGCAGACCCAUACUUGUAUUUUGUGUAAUCAGCUAGCAGAGAAUAUGAACAUGCUGUAGGGAGCUCGGGGCCAGAUAUGAAUGCUUUGCUCUCUCUUGGAAACAUGCUCCGCUGGAAUUGAAAGAGUAGGAUAUUGUACUGAACUGCCUUGAACAUGCUGUAACCUGUGAUGUGGCACCACAUAGCCAGCCUUGUCUGUUUGCCCAAAUACCGCCUUAAACAUUACAGCCUGCUGUCACAUUUUAAUACAAAGAGCACAUAACAAUGAGGUGUGUUUGCUGUAUGAGAAAACUUUAAGAUGGCGGACGCAGUUCUUUUCUGGAGAAGCCGUUUUCAGUUUUGAUUCUUUUGUAGUGAACGCACCUCAUAUGAGGAAGCUGCCUGGGCUCCUGGAGUUUUGCAACCAUCCUUGAUAUUACUUGAAUCAGGAGUUGUGUAUGGAGAAAAUUGAAUUCUAAGAUUUGCUUCUUUUUAGUUAAAUUCUUUUUAUUUUGUAAUGACUUUUGUAAAUGUAUUUUCUCUACAGCUGUGAAACUUCUGGUUAAUGCUGUCCUGAAUAAAUCAUUUUAAGAGUGGUUUUAAAGUGA
Molecule: messenger RNA, 3619 nt
Organism: Notolabrus celidotus (New Zealand spotty)
Lineage: Eukaryota; Metazoa; Chordata; Actinopteri; Labriformes; Labridae
Gene: badb
Product: BCL2 associated agonist of cell death b
Exons: 4
Coding region: 206-709 (167 amino acids)
Biological process (GO): apoptotic process
Source: RefSeq, a predicted model, not a curated record